This is a messenger RNA of Rosa rugosa (rugosa rose), 2346 nucleotides long. Its product is annotated as putative receptor protein kinase ZmPK1. Gene Ontology annotation, biological process: recognition of pollen; protein phosphorylation. Bases 129 to 2279 code for a protein of 716 amino acids. Gene Ontology annotation, molecular function: ATP binding; protein serine/threonine kinase activity. NCBI's taxonomy places the organism in Eukaryota, Viridiplantae, Streptophyta, Magnoliopsida, Rosales, Rosaceae. The record is from RefSeq and is a predicted model, not a curated record. The transcript has a single exon.
AAAAUGAUGUAUCAGACUUCCUGACUUCCCCAGACAACUCUUUCACAUGUGGGUUCUAUGGUGUAGGCACCAAUGCCUACUGGUUCUCCAUCUGGUUCACCCACUCCAGGAACAGAACCGUAAUUUGGAUGGCCAACAGAAACCGACCCGUCAAUGGCUUGGGCUCCAGAACCUCACUGACCCGAGAUGGCUCAAUGGUCUUGACAGAUGUGGAUGGCAUGCAAGUCUGGUCUCCCAACCUCAACUCUAGUUCUGCCAACCUUGCUGAAAGGGCUGAGCUAUUGAAUUCUGGCAACCUUGUUUUGAGGGGCCCACAAGGUGAAAUUCUAUGGCAAAGCUUUGAUUUUCCUACCAAUACUCUUCUCCCUAACCAACUAUUUACCAAGGGCAUGAAGUUGGUCUCUAAUAUGUUAGGGAGAGGUAACUUUGGUAGUGGAUAUUAUAGUUUCUAUUUUGAUAAUGACAAUGUGUUGAGGCUCAUGUACGAUGGUCCUGACAUUUCAAGUCUUUAUUGGCCAAAUCCUGGUUAUAGUGUGUUUGACAAUGGUAGAACAAACUAUAACAGUAGCAGAAUUGCUGUUUUUGAUGAUUUGGGUCGUUUUUUGUCCAGUGAUCUAUGGCGGUUUCGUGCAAGUGACAUGGGUUUGGGGCCGAAAAGGCGGUUGACUAUAGAUUAUGAUGGGAAUUUGAGACUUUAUAGUCUCAAUUCAACAGGGUUUUGGGUGGUGACUUGGGAAGCUCUCAUUCAGAGGUGUAGGGUUCACGGGAUUUGUGGGAGAAAUGGGAUUUGUGUUUAUACACCAGAGCCCAAAUGUUCAUGCCCUCCUGGCUAUGAGGUGUUGGAUAAAACUAACUGGAACAAAGGUUGCAUCCCUAAGUUCAACCUUACAUGCUCAGAGCCAGUGAAAUUCCUUAAGAUUCCAAAUGUGGACUUUUUUGGAUUUGAUCUCAAAUUCAUGGAGUCCAUUACCUUUAGCGCUUGCAGAAAACUCUGCGUAGAUGAUUGCCGGUGUCAAGCAUUUCGUUACAAGCUAGCAGAAAAAUCUACGACGACUCUGUGUUACACUAAAAAUGCUCUUUUCAAUGGGCACAAGUCUCCGUUUUACCCGGGCAGCAUAUACUUCAAACUACCUCUUAAUGUGGAUACAUCACUACCUGCCAAGCUCAGUGUGACUGGUUCAUGCAUGAACAAUGAGACCAUGGCUGUGGUAGUAGGUUCUGCUUCAAUGUAUGACAAGAAAACUAAAAGGAUGAGAUGGGUGUAUCUGUAUUCUUUUGCUUCUGCAGUUGGUGUAGUUGAAUUUUUUUUCAUAGUAUCAGGUUGGUACUUACUUUUCCGAAGACGUGGCGCUGUAGCUCCCACCUUGCAAGAUGACUUUCGUCGGAUUUCAAGUCAUUUCAGAAUGUAUCUCUCUUCUGAGCUCAAGAAAGCAACUCAAAACUUCAAGGAAGAGUUGGGAAGAGGGUCUUCUGGGGUUGUGUAUAAGGGUGUUCUAGAAGACCAAAGAGUUGUAGCUGUCAAGAAAUUGGGAGAUAUUUAUCAUGCAGAAGAUGUGUUUUGGGCAGAAGUAACCACAAUCGGAAAAAUCCAUCACAUGAAUCUAGUGAGAACAUGGGGAUUCUGUUCAGAAAAUAAACAUAGGCUCCUGAUCACUGAGUACAUCGAAAAUGGAUCGUUGGACAAGCAUUUGUUCUCUCCAGGUUUUCUUGCAUGGAAAGAAAGGUUUAAAGUUGCAAUGGGGAUAGCUAAAGGUUUAGCCUAUCUUCACCAUGAGUGUCUAGAGUGGGUUAUACAUUGUGAUGUGAAGCCUGAAAAUGUACUCCUAGACAGUGAUUUUGAGCCAAAGAUUGCGGAUUUUGGGCUUGCAAAGUUAUCUCAAAGAGGCAGCCGCGGUUCACAGUUCUCUCAAAUGAGAGGAACAAAGGGGUACAUGGCUCCAGAGUGGGCUUCUAACCUUCCAAUCACUGCAAAAGUUGAUGUGUACAGUUAUGGAGUGGUGAUUCUAGAGAUAGUGAAGGGCAUUCGGCUUUCAAAUUGGGUGACGGAAGAUGAUGAGGAGAUAGAAACAGAGAUGACAAGGUUUAUCAGAGUAGCGAAACAUAGAAUUCAAAGUGGAGAAGAGUCAUGGAUAGAGGAUAUGUUGGAUCCAAGAUUGGAUGGUGAAUACAGCAGGAACCAAGCAGCAAAGAUGAUUAAGAUUGGUAUUUCCUGCGUGGAGGAAGAUCGGUCUAAAAGACCAACAAUGGAUGCAAUAGUACAAAUGUUGCUAGAAUGUUAAAGGUGAAUCUUUAUAUUCAUUCACCAAAAAUAAAGGAGCAAUUAAGCUGUACGUAGUCUGUAGAUGU